AUGGCCGCGAAAUUAGGGGAGCUGUUGGUGCAUUAUACUAAGAAAAGGGAAAUAAGGGCAGAUGAGCAACAGGGCGAUACGGGGCAGGGCAGUUUCAGCGAAAUAUUCUGGGGGGACGUUAAAACAGUAUAUAGAGAGUUAUUGAAUGGAAUGCACGAACACAGGGAUGAAAUAGACACCUUGUGCUCAACUAGCGUGCUGAAUGAGCAGAUGUUUACACUGCGCACGGAGGCUUCAUCGUUAUGCGAGGACAUAAUGAAGGUUUAUUAUUUUAUGGAUGGCAUUCCCAAAGCGGCCGACACGCCUGCGGCUGCAACUCAGUCUGAGGACGAAAUAAACCCACUCAUGAGGUGUAUGGUAGGAUACGUCACUUUAGCCAAAAAAUUUGCACCGCUGUGUGACUUCAACACCUUGGUGCCCUAUGCACGCAAGGCCACAGACGGUAUGAGGACAGGGUACCAAGUGGACACUAGUAAUACUGCAUGCAACGGCUUGAAUUUCGAUACACUAAAAAUAGGGUACAAAUUGGUAGGAGCAACCAUUACGGAAUGGAUCCAGGAGAACAGCAGUGACUGGGAGGAUAUAAUGGAGGAUUAUAUGAACGACACUUGCGAAGCCAACAGCACAAUUGAGGCAGGCACAACUAGCGGGAAGAAUACACACGACGAGAAAGACAGCAAGGGUGCACACGGGCCAAUUAGUCCGGACGAUUUAAAAAGGUUGGCCAAUAGUAAAGAUCAAUUAUCCAAGCAAGACGCGACAAAAGUUUUGAACCAGAUACAGGGACAGACUGAUAGGGAUAGUAUAAUGACCGUGUUGACAGGAGCAAUUGCAGCAGUGGAAUCGGAUAGGAACAAAAAAGUAACGCAAGCAGCAAGCACACGGUCCCCAGGCACACAUACAAAAUCGUCAUCAUCCGGAACAUCAACAACAUCAUCGACAUCUUCAUCGUCAUCAAAAUCCGGGACGUCGGAGUCGGCGCCCGCCAAAUCCGCCACGGCGCCUACUGAGCCUGCUGCAACAUCAGGAUCGACAGCCGCGGACAAGAAACCUAAGAAAGAGGAAGCACCCCCAGUUAAGGUACCAGAGGUACCACGGGAGGUUAUUCCGGAGGAGAAGAUACCAGUACCAACACCUCCAUCGGACGCACAGGCACCAGCCGUAGGACCCGGAGGAAGGUCUGACACACCACCAGCGGAUGCUUCUGUGGGCACACAAAAGGGGAAAGACGAGGAAACAGCAGGUAAGUGCACGAGAGAAACCACGGUAUUUACACAUAGCAACACAGCAUUCGGCCUCAACGGAGCCCGCGCAACCAUCACCCUUUCCAUUGCAUCCAGCUCGGAAAACGCUGAUGACUGUGACACGACGCCCCAAGACUCGGGACCAGGCGAUCCCGUCGUCGAUGGCGGCAACGAUGACCCCCCCCCUCUCAAUCCACCCAAACCCAAACCGAACCCGAACCCAAAUCAAUCGGGUGCAAGCGGUAGCGGCCCCGAUGGCACCGGUAGCGGACGUGCAGGAGGAGGAGCUAGUAGUGGUGGUGGUGGAGCAGGAGGUAGUCGUGGUGGUGGAGGGGCUGCCCUUACCCCUGUCCCCCCUUCCCUUUCGCCUGGCCUCACAUGGGAAGAUAUUAAGCCGUACACCCCCGCGAUCAUUCCAGCGGUGGUUGGUAUUGGGAUCAUUGCGUUCUUCCUCUGGAAGGUGAGUUAUUACGGCAAUCACGGAAUGCCGCACGUGCCGGAUGUUUAUACCUCAGAACAUCCCUACCGGCUCCCAUAUAUGAUAGUUCUAACACAAAUACACUCCUACACCCGUGUUCAUUCCUUUUAUCCUACCGUCCUCACCCUGCUCUUUACCCCCUUUUUCUGCUUAGUACUUUGCGUACCUCGGAACAAACCGACGACGAACGUAUCGCACAGUGCGUGA
Molecule: messenger RNA, 1929 nt
Organism: Plasmodium fragile
Lineage: Eukaryota; Apicomplexa; Aconoidasida; Haemosporida; Plasmodiidae
Exons: 4
Coding region: 1-1929 (642 amino acids)
Source: RefSeq, a predicted model, not a curated record